This is a messenger RNA of Pygocentrus nattereri (red-bellied piranha), 1581 nucleotides long. Its product is annotated as uromodulin-like. The transcript has 9 exons. Bases 1 to 1581 code for a protein of 526 amino acids. Lineage: Eukaryota; Metazoa; Chordata; Actinopteri; Characiformes; Serrasalmidae. Gene Ontology annotation, biological process: neutrophil migration. Gene Ontology annotation, cellular component: cell surface; apical plasma membrane. The record is from RefSeq and is a predicted model, not a curated record.
AUGAUUGGGAGAUUCAAAGCAAGUAUUCCAAUACCCAACAUCAGCCAACUGUACUGCAAACCUCACUGGCCCUACGUCCACAACACAACAGAGCCAUCAGACAGUGCCUGCCAAGCUACUUCUGAUGACCCCUGCAACAACUACACUGCUCUAGACAAUCCUUGGAGAGCCACUAAUACAACCACCCAGCUGAACAUUUGUGACCGCCCAUUCAACUGGACUGGCUGGUACCGGAUGCUGUAUUAUGGAAUGAACAUCCGUAUGCCACAGAGCUGUGUUAAUGAGUACAGAUGUGGUACUGAUAUCACUCUGUGGCUGAAUGAUCCUCACCCUCAGAUAGUGGAUGGAAUAGUUAAUUGCAGGGUCUGUGGGAGCUCAGGAAGUGACUGCUGCGCCUCUGUUUCCACCCCGAUUCGAGUCAAAGCAUGCCCAGGAAGCUAUUAUGUCUAUGAGUUUGUCAAGACUACUUGCAGUGCAGCAUACUGUGCAGAUGUGAAUACUAUCAGUCCAAACAUCGUCCCAACGACUGCAACUAUUACUGCAGUGUCUAACUAUGCUGUGUUUGACCCUUGCAAUGUCUACACUGUUCUUGAUGAUGAAUGGAGGAUAAUGGAUGGUCUAGCCUACACAAUAUACCGUGGUCAUGAUGACACAGUUGCUAAAUGGAAUGGUUGGUAUCGGCUAUAUCUUCAGGGAAAAAGUGCUCAGAUUCCUGAACCUGAUUGGUGUGCAAAUUACAUUGUAUGUGGUGGUUACACACCACUUUUCCUUGGAGGAUCUCAUCCACAACCGCAGGAUGGCAUUGUCACCCGAGAAAUCUAUGGAUCAUACGGCUAUGUGACUGAUGGCAGGCAGUGUAAUUCCUACAGAUCAAACCCAAUCCAAGUCAAAGCCUGCCCAGGACAGUUCUAUGUCUAUAGACUUGUCCAACCAGCUGUGUUAUUUCCAAGGCCUACAUACUGCUCAGUUGCUUUGGACACUCCUAGCAAUGAUCCUUGCAACAGUUACACAUCUUUGGAUCAACCCUGGAGAGGCACUAAUGCAACUGGAGGGACCAACUGUGACAGAUCUUUUAAUGGGGACGGCUGGUACCGGCUGCUGUAUAACCGGAUGAACAUCCGUAUGCCGGAGAGCUGUGUUGCUUUAUCCAAAUGUGGUACUGCAACCUCUUUGUGGCUGAACGGAUCUCACCCUCAGAUGUUGGACGGAAUAGUUGCUCUCCGAGUCUGUGGGAGGUCAGGAACUGACUGCUGUUACUACAGAUCCACCCCAGUUAGAGUCAAAGCAUGUCCAGGAAACUAUUUCGUCUAUGAGUUUUUUAGUACACCUUUCUGUGAUGCAGCUUACUGUGCAGAUGUGACCACCAUUAUGCCAAUCUCUACAACAACAGCUGCCAGUAGCACUAAACUGACCACGAGAUCUGAUCUGUACACAACAAAUGUGAGCGCUGCUAUGUCCAUCAUAACAACAACACUGGACGUUCGCAGUCAACUGAACAGAAUAAAUGUGAGCACUGCUAUGUCCAUCAUAACAACAACACUGGACGUUCGCAGUCAACUGAACAGAACAAGGUCCAAGUAG